UCCUAGUGCUCAAGGACCAUAUCACCAUAUCAUAAUGAUUGCCAUAUUGAUCAACUUUAUUCUUCUUUGCAGCACUUAAAAGCUCCUAACUCUCAAUGCUCAAAACUCUAUUACAAUCUUUCUUCAUAGCACAACAAGUAUGUAUAUCCAACAACAUAAAAUGAGAUUCUCUGGUGCAACAGAAAUUCUGAUCUUUAAGAUCAUUCUACUGCUAACAGUAUGUAUUGGGUUUGAGUUAGUAACAGGGGAAACUGCACAGAGUCCUAGCCUUUCUAGCCAUGCAACUGAUAGUAAAAGCUUCUGGCCAUGGUAUCACAGCAGUGACUGCUUCCCAUAUUUUCCAUUUAUGCAUUGUACUCUACCAAAUCCACCACCAGACAGUCCUGCACUUCCUCCUGUUCCUGUAGUAUCUAAGCCACCGCCACAGCUGUCGCCGCCAUCGUCAUUGCUGCCAGUUCUUCCACCAUUACCAUCUAUUCCGAGCCUGCUGGCUUUCGCAGACCAGAGGCUCGCAGUAGUUUAUCCUAUCAUCCAAAAUUUCAAAAACAUAAUCACUUCAGACCCACUUGGGAUCACCAAAACAUGGGUAGGGUCUGACAUUUGUAGUUAUAAAGGUUUCUUCUGUGAUGUUCCACCAAAUAAUGCAAGUGCCAUCGCAGUCGCUUCCAUAGACUUUAAUGGUUAUGGACUCAGCGCUCCAACACUCGACGGAUUCAUUGAUCAGCUCCCUGAUUUAGCUCUUUUUCAUGCCAACUCAAACAACUUUACUGGCACCUUAUCAUCAAGUAUUGCUAAACUUCCUUACCUUUAUGAGCUAGACAUAAGCAAUAACAAGUUCACAGGUCCAUUUCCACUUGCUGUAGUGGGCAUGGACAACCUUAUUUUCUUGGAUAUCAGGUUUAACCUCUUCUCCGGAUCAAUUCCUCCCGCGAUUUUCACCCAAAAUCUUGAUGUUCUCUUCCUAAAUGAUAACAAUUUUGUUUCAUCAUUGCCUCAAUCUCUUGGAAAUACCCACAUAUUGUACCUCACCUUAGCUGACAAUAAAAUCACAGGUCCACUCCCAAGUGAUAUUGCAAAAGCGUUGUCAGCUUUAACUGAAGUUUUGCUAAUGAACAACCAGUUAACUGGUUGCUUACCUUACGAACUAGGCUUCCUUAAGCAGGUGACAGUGUUCGAUAUCAGCCGCAAUCAGCUCACUGGUCCUCUGCCAUUUUCACUAGCUUGCUUGGAAAGAGUGGCACUACUUGAUGUAUCAGAGAAUUUGCUGUAUGGCAUGGUUCCAGACAUGCUUUGUCAGCUACCAAAUUUGGGUAAAUUAGAUCUGUCUGAUAAUUAUUUCACACAGGUUGGUCCAGCUUGUAGAAACUUGAUAAGUCGAGGAAUUUUGGAUGUCAAAAACAAUUGUGUUCCUGAUCUACCUUAUCAACGAUCAGUGUUUGAGUGUGCAUCCUUCUUUGCAGUGCCAAAGAAUUGCCCUUACAUGGAUACCUUUAAAAUCAUUCCUUGUAAGCCUCACUUCCAUUAAUGAGCAAUUAUUUAUCAGCCAAAAAUUCUGUUUUUAUUUUGGGUGUAAUAUAUGUGUUCAUUUCUCUGUUUUCUUGUAC
Molecule: messenger RNA, 1604 nt
Organism: Beta vulgaris subsp. vulgaris (sugar beet)
Lineage: Eukaryota; Viridiplantae; Streptophyta; Magnoliopsida; Caryophyllales; Amaranthaceae
Exons: 1
Coding region: 140-1525 (461 amino acids)
Molecular function (GO): protein binding
Source: RefSeq, a predicted model, not a curated record